This is a messenger RNA of Linnemannia hyalina, 1689 nucleotides long. The record is from the annotation of a GenBank genome assembly. NCBI's taxonomy places the organism in Eukaryota, Fungi, Mortierellomycota, Mortierellomycetes, Mortierellales, Mortierellaceae.
AUGAAGUACGACGAUGACGGGUAUGAUGGUACCGACACAUACGAGCUCAACCAGAUGCAGGACGGCAAUGCCAGCAAUAGCAGCCAACUCGACGCCCUGAUGGAUGUAUCCCAAGACGGUCUCAAGCGAGACCUUCGGCUCCGCCACAUGGUCAUGAUUGCCAUCGCUGGUACUAUUGGCACCGGUCUCUUCCUCACCUCUGGUUCGACUAUUGCUACUGCUGGUCCUGGCGGUGCCUUUCUUGCCUAUGCCCUCAUCGGCAUCUGGGUCAUCUUUGUCAUGCAGGCCAUCGGUGAGAUCGCCACCCUCCUCCCCCUUCCCGGUGCCUUCAACGACUGGGGUGGCCGUGUCUUUGACGAGGCCUUCUCCUUCCAGAUGACUUGGAUGUAUUGUAUCAACUGGGCAUUGACGAUUCCCGCACAGUUGUCCGCUUCCGCGCUGAUCGUGUCGUUCUGGCUGCCCGAGGACACGGCGUUCCCUCCAUGGGUUGUGCCUCUGAUCAUUAUCAUCUUGAUGGUCUUUAUCAACAUUGCUGGUGUCAAGACCUAUGGUGAGCUCGAGUACUGGUUCUCGAUUCUCAAGAUUGUCACCAUCAUCAUCUUUAUCAUCUGCGGUAUCCUUGUCGAUGCCGGUGCUAUUGGUGGCCAUACCUACGGAUUCGAGAACUGGAAGAUAGAGGGUGCUCCUUUCAAGGGCGGCUUCAUGGGCUUCAUCACCACCCUAAUCUCGGUCGCUUAUGCCUAUGGUGGAGUCGAGAUGACUGGUAUCACCGCUGCCGAGUCCCGCAACCCCUUCAAGCACGUCCCCAAGGCUGUCAACACCGUGGUGAUUCGCAUCACUUUCUUCUACUUGGUCUCGAUCUUCUUGCUCGGAUCUAUUGUUGCCAACGACAACCCCUUGUUGGUCAACACCGACCGCUCCGCUGCAAAGGCUCCCUUCACCAUUGUCUUUGCCAAGGCCGGUAUGAGUGGUGCUGCCAACUACAUGAACGCCGUCGUCUUCACCUCGGUUUUCUCGGCCAUCAACUCUGAGUUCUAUGUUACCACUCGCAUGUUGCUGUCGCUCUCCCGUAACGGCUGGAUCCACAAGUCGAUCGGCUACAUCAACUCGCGCGGUGUGCCCGUGGUUGCCGUCGCCGUUGUCUCUGCCUGCUCCUGCCUGUCGUUGAUCACCAUCUUUGUUGGUUCUGGUGUCGUCUUCCAGUGGUUCGUCUCGAUCAUUGGUUCGAUUAGCUUCCAGGGCUGGCUCUAUAUCCUGCUCCUCCACUUCCGCUUCCGCUACUGCUGGAAGGCCCAGGGCCGUGCCGUCAGCGACCUGCCCUAUGUCGCCUGGGGAUACCCCUAUGGCAACAUCCUUGCUGCCAUCAUUGGCUGCUGCUGCAUCGUUUGCAAUUGGUACCUGUCGGUCAUCAACCCUCCUCAGCACCCUGGUGCUGGUGCCUCGGAGGAUCUGAUGAAUGCGUACCGCAGCAGACGCGAUGCGUAUAUCCAGGGUAUUCUGGGGGCCUGGUUCCCAUGGUUCAUGUCUGCAACCUUGUACUUCUCUUACAAGUACAUCUGCGGUACCAAGCUCAUCAAGGCCGUUGAUGCCGAUCUCGACACUGGUCGCUUCAUUCCGUCCGAGUCUGAUAAGGAGGAUUUGAGGCCCCACGGCCCUCGCUGGAAGCGCAUCCUUAAGAUGUUUGUCUAA